Messenger RNA from Strongylocentrotus purpuratus (purple sea urchin), 1277 nucleotides. Its product is annotated as WSC domain-containing protein 1. Lineage: Eukaryota; Metazoa; Echinodermata; Echinoidea; Camarodonta; Strongylocentrotidae. The record is from RefSeq and is a predicted model, not a curated record. The transcript is spliced from 4 exons. The coding region runs from base 123 to 1178 and encodes 351 amino acids. Gene Ontology annotation, molecular function: sulfotransferase activity.
ACAGAGCGCGCGAGGUUUACCAUGGUCAUCAUACGGGUUUAUAACUAUUCUUCUCAAUCCUUUAUUUAUAGAUCGCUCCCUAUCAUGUCUUAAUAUUUCCUCCGUCAAAUAUCUACCUUAGGAUGAAGGUGUUCAUCCGACGUUGGAAGCAAAGAGUCUUUUGGAUAGCAUCAGUUGCAGGACUCGUGUUGCUUAUAUAUAACUAUAGUCCGAUUCCGACAGAAGUGUUUCUGCAACGGGGUCGACUUUGGAACGGCGACGAACGUGGAGUCAGAGAGCCGGGCAACAACCUGGGCUUGGUGUCUGCCGGGCAUAACAAACAGCCAUUCGUCAACGCGGCAAACAUCUCGGCUCUCUUAAUUCAAAAGGAUGCCAACACGACAAUAGAUCGUCGAAGGGACAACUUAACAGAGAGCACUAACGAGAAAGUCCCAGAUGUUUCAUUCGAUGUGUGUAAGGACGCCCGUUUUUCAAAAGCCCAUACCCAUCCACUGAUUGCCCUCACUGGUGUGCCUGGGUCUGGGAAUACCUGGUUACGAUACCUAAUUGAGAGAGCGUCUGGAUUCUACACUGGCAGUGUCUACCGAGACCAAAGGCUUCACGAUGGAGGUUUCAAAGGGGAACUUGUGAAUCACAGAAGUGGGAAGACGGUCAUCAUAAAGACCCAUGACAUGGGAUCGUCGGAAACCACGAGGAUAUUUGAGGGAGCAGUAGUUAUUGUACGGAACCCCUACGACACUUUACUUUCUUAUGCUAACUUGGUCGCCAAAGGGCAUACGGGAUGGGCUUCACGGCAGUACUUCAAUUCUCAGGAAUGGGACACCUUCGUCGAGAGCGCGUCCAUAGCGUGGAAAGAUCGCAUCACAACGUGGGUCACUCGGGACAACGUCAUGGCGGUCUUCUACGAGCGCCUGAAAUCUGAUCUCCGCCGACAGAUCACGAACAUUCUCGAGUUCCUGGACGUCCCCAUCGACGACGCCAGACUAGACUGUACGGUAGCCCACCCUGAGGGCAGCUUCCAUCGUCAAAAGGGCGAAUCUAAUCGGACCUUUGACCCCUACACAGAUAAACACAAAUCAAUAGUUAAAAUGCAUAUCAAAGCAGUUUCGAAAGUACUACGCGAAACUGGGUAUAUAGAUAACGAUUUAUCAUACGUAGGUUUAUCAAAAUUGAUAUGAAAUUAUAUGAAGUUAUCAACAUGUACAAAUGCAAUCUGCUUUGCCACUUUUAUUAACAGGAUCAUUUUUAUACAGUGCGUCCCAGAAAAAACGAAACCG